Micromonas pusilla CCMP1545 is the source of this 1087-nucleotide messenger RNA. RefSeq lists its product as uncharacterized. Gene Ontology annotation, molecular function: pseudouridine synthase activity; RNA binding. Gene Ontology annotation, biological process: pseudouridine synthesis. The transcript is spliced from 5 exons. The coding region runs from base 5 to 1087 and encodes 360 amino acids. The record is from RefSeq and is a predicted model, not a curated record. Lineage: Eukaryota; Viridiplantae; Chlorophyta; Mamiellophyceae; Mamiellales; Mamiellaceae.
GCCGAUGACGGCGCGAGCCGUCGCGAAGAGCUUAAACGUCGACCUCGAGACGGUCACGCGCCUCGUCCGACACGAGCUCCGCGACGUCCCGCUGCGACCGGAUCCGGCGCCGCUGACGGUGUUGUACGAGGACGAACACGUGCUGGCGGUGGAUAAACCCCCGGGAGUGAUGACAUACCCCGCGCACCGCCUCAGAGGCGGCAGCGUCGUGAACCGGGCGGUGCAUCACCUGAGGGGUGUUACGCGAGAUGGCAGCGGCGGCGGCGCCGGCUUCGGCUUCGGCGCCGCGACGGAACCGAUCGCGGUGCACAGGCUCGACCUCGAGACCAGCGGGGUUUUGAUGCUCGCGAAGGAUAAGCCCUCCGCGAGCGCGCUGCAGGGCGCGUUCGAGCGAAGGGAAGCGCGGAAGACGUACCUCGCCGUGUGCGCGAUACUGGAAGACGCGGCGAACGCGUCGGACGAGUCGGACGACGAUUUCGAUUUCGAGAGACACCCCGGACAUCGACGGCGAGAACGACGACGGCGGGCGGUGCAUACGCGCGGUGACGCCGGACGGGAAGCCCGCGAGCACAGAUUCACGGGGAAGCGAAUCGUCGGCACCGCGCUCGUGCUCGCGCGGCCGCUGACGGGGCGGACGCAUCAAGUGCGGUUGCAUCUCGCGCACGCGGGGCUGCCCAUCGUCGGCGACGCGUUGUACGGCUACGACGACGCGUUGCGUCCCGCGUCGGGCGGGUUCGAAGGCCGCAUGGCGCUUCACGCGUGGAACCUCGCGGUGAAGCACCCGCGGACGAAAAACACGAUGCGACUGGCGGUCGACAUGCCCGCGGACAUGCAGGCGCUGAGCGUCGGUUUGGGGCUGCGCGUGGAGGGGGUCUUACUCGGCGACGCGGCGGCGGCGGCGGCGGCGGCGGGGGCGGCGAAGCGAACCUCAACCUCCGCGCGGACGGGGUCGGACGGCGCCGCGGAAGCGCGCGAGGCGGUGGAGACGCAGCGAACGGUGCGACGCCGAGCGACGCGGCGGGCGAGCGUGAAAGGCGUCGUCCGCGGGAGGCGCGACGCCGCCGCGGGCGUCGCGGAAGACGCGUGA